This is a messenger RNA of Aedes aegypti (yellow fever mosquito), 632 nucleotides long. RefSeq lists its product as uncharacterized. The coding region runs from base 126 to 536 and encodes 136 amino acids. The transcript is spliced from 2 exons. The record is from RefSeq and is a predicted model, not a curated record. NCBI's taxonomy places the organism in Eukaryota, Metazoa, Arthropoda, Insecta, Diptera, Culicidae.
AACCUAGGUUCGAUUGGAGCUUGCUCAGUGGUUGUUCGGCACGGAUAGACAAAGCUUUGGCGAAUCACCUACGCUUUGGAACUAAGAGGUUUAUCGCGUGACUCAUCAAUCAUCAGCAGAUUGCAAUGCAUCGUUUAGCAAUCAGGUCGAUCCUAGUUGGGACGGUUUUUCUAUUGACCAAGGCAGCCGUUAACGAAUUCGUGACGUGCGAUUUCGAUUUGGGAUCUGAAGUGGAACCCAGUCUACCGACAGAGUGCGAAAACGUGGACGAUUCGACGCGGGCGGCCUUACUGCAGGAAGCUGAAAGCUUCAAGGUGUUCAAUGCGAAACUGUCGGAGUACGAGGCGAGCGUCGGUCAGGACACCGAAGAUGAGAUAUACAAGGAUUGGGAGUUUCGAGCAGAACUAUAUGGGAACGCUGAGCUGAAUUUGUGCCAAAAUACUACGGAAGUUUUGGUGGAGUAUCUCGAUUGCUUGAUAGAGAAACGUGCACAGAUGGUUCUUGAAAUUGAGAACAAGAUGGAGCAUGGCAGCUGAGAAUUUCUCUUGUAAAUAAGUUAGUCUAGUAACGUGAAAUCAACACCAAUAGAGUUAUAUUAUAUGGAGAAUACAAACCUAAACAUCGUCGUUUAA